Messenger RNA from Pogona vitticeps (central bearded dragon), 6472 nucleotides. Lineage: Eukaryota; Metazoa; Chordata; Lepidosauria; Squamata; Agamidae. The record is from RefSeq and is a predicted model, not a curated record.
UGGAUUUCUCCAGAGCAAUUACGUGACACAGCCAGAGACACAUGUGUGUGCCGAGGGAGUGUGACCUGUGACCACAGACCAACAAGCAUUCCUUCUCCCCAGGGCUCUGAAGACCGUUUGGGAGGCAAUGUCAGAAGAAUGGUGGAGAGCUGAUCCAUCGGCCCUGCUCUGAGGAACGAGAUCGACCAGGGUCACCUCCUGGAGCUGAAACCGAUCUGUAUCAUCAUCACCCAACCAUCAGAAGAUCAGCGUUUCAUUAUUCAGCAUCUAAUUAUCUGAGGAAGGUAAAUAAUUCAGACGUGGUUUUCCCUCCCACUGGUCCACGCACCGUCCACGUACACCAGCCAUGAGGCUGCUGCUGUUCUCUGCCUGCGCAAUGCUGUGGACCGUCUCCCAAUGCCACGCCGUCAGCUUUCCAGAAGACGACGAACCUAUUAAUGUUGUCGACUACCCCUAUUCCAGGCAGUAUCCAGUAUUUAGAGGACGCCCUUCAGGCAAUGAAUCCCAACACAGGCUGGACUUUCAACUGAUGUUGAAAAUUCGAGACACACUUUAUAUUGCUGGCAGAGAUCAAGUUUACACCGUAAGCUUGAAUGAAGUUCCCAAGGGCGAGGUUGUUCCAAGCAAGAAAUUAACAUGGCGGUCAAAGCAGCAGGAUAGAGAAAACUGUGCCAUGAAGGGAAAACACAAAGAUGAAUGCCACAAUUUUAUUAAAGUCUUUGUCCCCAGGAAUGAUGAGAUGGUGUUUGUCUGUGGAACGAAUGCUUUUAACCCCAUGUGCCGUUACUAUAGGUUGAACACCUUGGAGUAUGAUGGCGAAGAAAUCAGCGGCUUGGCGAGAUGCCCGUUCGAUGCUAGACAAACCAACGUUGCCCUCUUUGCUGAUGGGAAGCUCUACUCUGCCACGGUGGCUGAUUUCCUGGCCAGCGAUGCUGUCAUUUACCGAAGCAUGGGGGAUGGGUCAGCCCUGAGGACCAUAAAAUAUGAUUCCAAGUGGAUAAAAGAGCCCCACUUCCUCCAUGCCAUUGAGUAUGGGAACUUUGUCUAUUUCUUCUUCCGAGAAAUUGCUGUGGAGCACAAUAAUUUAGGCAAGGCUGUGUACUCUCGGGUGGCUCGCAUUUGCAAAAAUGACAUGGGGGGCUCCCAGAGAGUGUUGGAGAAGCACUGGACCUCCUUUCUCAAAGCUCGCCUCAACUGCUCCGUCCCGGGGGAUUCGUUUUUCUACUUUGACGUCCUGCAGUCCAUCACGGACAUCAUAGACAUCAGCGGCGUCCCGACCGUCGUGGGCGUCUUCACCACCCAGCUCAACAGCAUCCCCGGCUCGGCGGUCUGCGCCUUCAGCAUGGACGACAUCGAGAAGGUCUUCAAAGGGAGAUUUAAGGAACAAAAAACACCAGAUUCUGUUUGGACAGCUGUGCCUGAGGACAAAGUGCCACGGCCAAGACCUGGCUGCUGUGCCAGACACGGGCUAGCAGAGGCUUACAAAACCUCCAUUGAUUUCCCAGAUGAGAUGCUCUCUUUCAUCAAGUCCCACCCUCUGAUGGAUUCCGCCGUUCCAUCUGUCAUUGAAGAGCCUUGGUUCACAAAGACAAGGGUCAGGUAUCGGCUAACUGCCAUCACGGUGGACCGCUCUGCUGGCCCGUACCAAAACUACACCGUCCUUUUUGUGGGCUCUGAAGCCGGAAUGGUGCUUAAAAUCUUGGCAAAGACCAAGCCGUUCUCCUUGAAUGACAGCGUCCUCCUGGAAGAGAUUGACGCUUACAAUGGUGCCAAGUGCAACGGUGGGGACGGCGAAGAGGAGAGGAGGGUCCUUUCGCUGCAGCUGGACAAAGAGCACCACGCCCUCUUUGUCGCUUUCUCCAGCUGCGUCGUUCGGAUCCCGCUGAGUCGCUGCGAGCGCCACGGGACCUGCAAAAAGACUUGCAUUGCUUCUCGGGAUCCUUACUGUGGGUGGCUGAAUCACGGCGCCUGCGGAAGAGUCAGAUCCAGCAUGUUCGUCGGGGGAUACGAGCAGGAUGUGGAAUAUGGCAACACUGCCCAUCUUGGGGAUUGCCACGAAAUUUUGCCUUCUACAACUACACCAGAUUACAAAAUAUUUCGCGAUCCAACAUCUGACCUGGAGUUCUCCUCCGCUCCUUUUACCACAGUGGGAAGUGACUCUAUGCUCUCCCCCCAAGGGGUUGGUUCCUGGAAACCUAGAGUGACUGGCUCUCGGAAGUUUGUAGCACAAGAUGACCCAAACACUUCCGAUCACUCUGAUCCAUCGUCAGGGGUCCCGAAGGGUGUCAGGUGGGAAGUCCAGUCGGGAGAUUCCAACCAAAUGGUCCACAUGAACGUCCUCAUUACGUGUGUUUUUGCUGCUUUCGUCCUUGGAGCCUUUAUCGCAGGGGUGGCCGUUUACUGUUACCGGGAUAUAUUUGUGAGAAAGUCGCGGAAGAUACACAAAGAUGCAGAAUCGGCUCAGUCUUGUACAGAUUCGAGUGGCAGUUUCGCCAAACUGAACGGUCUCUUUGACAGCCCCGUCAAAGAGUAUCAGCAGAAUAUCGAUUCACCCAAGCUGUACUCAAAUUUGCUAACCAGCCGGAAAGAUCUGCCCCCAACAGGCGAUACCAAGUCCAUCAUGAUGGUAGACCACCGAAGUCAGCCACCGGAAUUGGCUGCCCUUCCGACCCCUGAAUCAACACCGGUGCUGCAGCAGAAGACGCUACAGUCCAUGAAGAGUCAGGCAGACAAAGCGUCUCAGAACAACCUCAGUGCUUCUAGAAAAGACACCCCUCUGAAGAGUCCUCAGUUUUUUCCGUCCAGCCCACCACCCCAUUCGCCUUUAAGCCAUGGGCAAAUUCCCAGCGCCAUCGUUCUCCCAAACGCCACCCAUGACUACAAUAUGUCCUUCUCAAAUUCCAAUGCGCACAAAGCCGAUAAAAAGAUGCAAAACAUGGACCACCCGCUGACAAAAUCGUCGAGCAAAAGGGACCACAGAAGGUCCGUUGACUCCAGAAAUACCUUGAAUGAUUUCCUGAAACAUUUAAACGAAACACCCAACAACCCCAAAGCCAUUAUGGGAGACCUCCAAGUGGCCCACCAGACUUUAAUGCUGGACCCCAUGGGAAACGUGACGGAGAUCCCUCCCAAAGUCCCAAACCGGGAAGCGUCGCUGUAUUCUCCUCCCUCUACUCUUCCACGAAACAGCCCCACAAAACGGGUGGAUGUUCCCACCACGCCCGCGGCGCCCAUGGCCUCUUUAGAACGACAGAGGGGCUACCACAAAAAUUCUUCACAGAGGCAUUCUAUAUCAGCCCUGCCUAAAAACUUAAACUCGCCCAGCGGUGUGCUGCUCUCCAGGCAGCCCAGCAUCAGCCGGGGAGGGUACAUCUCCCCUGCCCCCCCGGGCACAAAGAUGGACUACAUGCAAGGGACGCCGGCCAGCGUCCACCUGCAGCCUUCCUUGUCGAGGCAAAGCAGUUACACCAGCAAUGGGACCCUUCCCCGGACAGGAAUAAAGCGGACACCCUCCCUAAAACCGGACGUGCCCCCCAAACCCUCCUUUGCCCCCCAGGCCCCUUCGGUCAGACCCCUGAACAAGUACAGUUACUGACCCUUGCCGUCUUGUGUCAAGAGCAGCAGGGGAGGCAGUGCGGGAACAGACCUUGGGGCAGAGACUCGCUCGUUGCAAGCGCAAAGAGACCCAACGGUUUGGGACUCCAGCGACCUCUCGUUCCGCCAGGGGCCGAGCCAACAGCCAGGGUUCGCUGGCCGUUAACACUUUGGGAAGAAAAAGAAAGAGCUGGCCGUCCUUUGUUUUUCGUUCGGAGCCAAGGAGACCUGUAGCACAAGGGGGGGGGAAGGGGCCACCCGAGACCUUGGGGAGGAAAAGGAGGUGGAACGAAGACGCUCCGUCAGCAGAAAUACUUGAAAACAAUACCAACAACAGCAACAAUAAUAAUAAUAAUACUGGAAUGGGAUUUGGUUCCUAGACUGCCACAAUGUGUAGUCUUCCCAUGAAAUGUGAACCUUUUAAUAUGUAUGCAUUCACCUUGCCUCUUGCACAAAUAUCAGAAGACGAUGACUCCGUAUGUGUGUUGGUUCAUGAGCAACUUGCCGAACCUUGAUCUCCAGUCCAACUGUAGCAUUUCCCCCCCCCCCUUUCCUCUAAAGAGGAACAUUUUGUGGACAAACGGGCGAGAGUGAGCUGUGUGGUGGUGGUGGUUGUGUGUGGGUGUGAAUGAGCCAGAAAACCGAGGGAGGAGGUAUUCGAUCUUUUAACUGCAUCUUUUAACCUAUAGAAAAUGUUUACAUUUGAGCAUGACUGAACAAACCGCUAGCUCCAGGCUGGGUUGUUUUUGAGGUGCACGAGAAGAGGAGGGGUCCAGCUCAUGAGGGAGGUUUCGGGCUGCCAGAUUUCCAGACAAAAUGGCAAAACAACGCAAAGGGUUUUCACUUGAAACCGGGCUGCUAUCGAGGCAAGAUUCCUGCAUUCAGAUUGCAGUGCCCGCGUGGUUUCCAUUUGGGACACAGUGGGCUCCUCUUUGGUCCAGUUUACGGCUGGUUUAUUGCUCAGUCCCUUUAGGAACCGUUGGGAAUGAGUGGUCCCUCCUCCUCACCCAGAACAGGGAGCUUAAUGCCUGUCCCCCUGGGCCUUUCCCCGUUUACCGCCACCACCACCACCGCCCCGGGACAGUUCAAGCAUACUCAUUUUAAGACACACACACCCCUCUCUUACCAAAAAGCAGGGAGCAAAGCUGAGCCAACCAAAGGGUAGCAGGAAAAACAACAGCAAAAAAAUAUUUGUAAACAAAAAGCUGUUUUGAGAAGGUGGUGGUGUCCCCCCCCCCGACAUCAAUCAAAUGCGAAGUAAAGGAGCACAACUAUCAUUUGUCUCUUGGCAUAAAGUACGGUAAGUUGCACGAAAACAGAGGCCAAGGAGGGGCCAGCAUUGCCUUUACAUGUCCAGCCGCUGCUCCUGCCAUCCAUCCUAGGGGGCACCCUCGUAGCCCUUGGAGAACAGGAGAUGCAGAAUAUGUGUAAAAAGCCGUGCCGGUCUCAAAGAGAGGGGGUAAAUGUGGAAAUUGUGCUAUGCCUCCCCCCAUUCCCAACAGGCCUUUGCAGCAGAAACGAAGAAGCACCAGUGGGCUGGCCAAAGGGGGGGGGGGCGGGUGGCCUGCCCAUGACCUGUUUUAUGCGUAGCUGGUGGUUUCUCCAAAGUCAUGCUGGUAAUGACAAUGUGAUGUAAAUAUUCUGUGUGAGUUUACCUGGAUCUGUGCAUUUUGUGCCUUAUUCAUGAGAAUGGUUUUAUUUUUCUGAAGGGGGGAAAAAAGAAACACUAUUAAAACUCUGCCAAGUGUUCUCAGUAACAGCCCAUCGGAAUUCCCCAAACGCCAGUUGUACGUUCUCUCCUCAGUAUCCAGAAAGAUGAAAGAAAGAAGGGGGUGGGGGAAGAUCAUCAUGAGAGCGAUUAAUUGAACAGCACAAAGGCAGCCUAUAAGCCAAGGAGACAGCGGCAUUAAAUCAACCUUGCCGUGCUAAACAUCCCGCCCCACCCGCCUUGCUUAGCGAUCAAACAGGUGUCCUGUGUGAAAUGGUAGGAGGUUUCUAGACUGAUGGCGCCCCUGCCAGAGAGUCCCAAGGAGUGGGGUUGCUCUGGCAGGCACCAGCAUCCGGUGGUCCAUUCCAGGUGGUGCUCUUAGCGCCCUCUCCGCCCACCCGCCUCGUGGGUCCCCGAGUGCUUUUUGGGCGCCUCUCGGCCACGGGGGAAUAUUCAGAACAAGCGCCUUCAGCACAGAACACUGGUUUCUCUUCUGUGUCAAGAACAAAAAAGAUGCUCCUCUCUUUCUCUUGAAAACAAAAGGCAUCUUUCUUCAUUCAUAUAGAGAAUUAGUCCCCUUUUCCAUGUCUGUGUGUUGACCAUUCAGGACUUUUACCUCCCCACCCCUACAGCAACAACAACAAACAACCCAGUAUUUUUUUUCCUUAAAAGACAUUUCAACUAAUAAUUAAUUUUUUAAAAAAAGAGAGAGAAUCAAAUUAUAAACCUGAAUUGACUUUACAAAUAUUAAUGAAUAAUACAUAUUUGUGUGAAACCGAAACAUAAAUGUUACGUGAACCCAAAUAACUUCCUGUAACAAUGUGCUGCCUUGUUAGAUGGUAUUGUGCGUCCUUCUCCGUAUUUAUGUUCGAACUCCUAACAUUCAACAUAGUCUCUAUUCUGUUAAUUUAUUUUUUUUGUUGGGUUUUGGGUUUUUUUCCUUAAACAUGCUUUAUCCAUUUGUGCAAAGGUAAAUGCAGAUUGUAUCUUUUUUAAUGGUACAGCUUAAAAAAAAAGUAACCCUUAAGAAAGUGGCUCUAUAUGGUCUAUAGAGUGCUUUAACAUGUAUAGAUAUCUUGUAAACUUGUAUUGUGGAUGUGUAAAUAAUAUGUUCUUUGGGUUUUUAACACCGCAUGUAAAGUCAGAAUAAACUAUUCAAAAUAAGAACCA